This is a messenger RNA of Canis lupus familiaris (dog), 8725 nucleotides long. RefSeq names its product progestin and adipoQ receptor family member 9 (gene PAQR9). The coding region runs from base 16 to 1149 and encodes 377 amino acids. The transcript has a single exon. The record is from RefSeq and is a predicted model, not a curated record. Gene Ontology annotation, molecular function: signaling receptor activity. Gene Ontology annotation, cellular component: membrane. Lineage: Eukaryota; Metazoa; Chordata; Mammalia; Carnivora; Canidae.
CGGGCCCCGGGCACCAUGGCGCGGCGCCUGCAGCCCCGGGGCGCCGGCACGAAGGGGCCGCCGGCCGCGACCGCCGCGGCCUCGGAGGCCGGCCCGCGUCCCCACCCCUCCGCCGCCGCGGAGCCCCUGGCCUCGGCCAAGCCGCUGCUGCGCUGGGACGAGGUGCCCGACGACUUCGUCGAGUGCUUCAUCCUGUCGGGCUACCGGCGGCUGCCGUGCACGGCGCAGGAGUGCCUGGCCUCGGUGCUGAAGCCCACCAACGAGACGCUCAACUUCUGGACGCACUUCAUCCCGCUGCUGCUGUUCCUGAGCAAGUUCUGCCGCCUGUUCUUCCUGAGCGGCCGGGACGUGCCCUUCCAUCACCCGUGGCUGCUGCCGCUGUGGUGCUACGCGUCGGGCGUGCUGCUGACCUUCGCCAUGAGCUGCACGGCGCACGUGUUCAGCUGCCUGUCGCUGCGCCUGCGCGCCGCCUUCUUCUACCUGGACUACGCGUCCAUCAGCUACUACGGCUUCGGCAGCACCGUGGCCUACUACUACUACCUGCUGCCGGGCCUGAGCCUGCUGGACGCCCGGGUGAUGACGCCGUAUGUGCAGCAGCGCCUGGGCUGGCACGUGGACUGCACGCGCCUCAUCGCCGCCUACCGCGCGCUCGUGCUGCCCGUGGCCUUCGUGCUGGCCGUGGCCUGCACCGUGGCCUGCUGCAAGAGCCGCACCGACUGGUGCUCCUACCCGUUCGCGCUGCGCACCUUCGUGUUCGUCAUGCCGCUCAGCAUGGCCUGCCCCAUCAUGCUCGAGAGCUGGCUCUUCGACCUGCGCGGCGAGAACCCCACGCUCUUCGUGCACUUCUACCGUCGCUACUUCUGGCUGGUGGUGGCCGCCUUCUUCAACGUGAGCAAGAUCCCCGAGCGCAUCCAUCCAGGCCUCUUCGACAUAAUUGGCCACAGCCACCAGCUCUUCCACAUAUUCACGUUCCUCAGCAUCUACGACCAGGUGUACUACGUGGAGGAGGGCCUGCGCCAGUUCCUCGAGGCGCCGCCGGCGGCCCCCACCUUCUCUGGCACGGUGGGCUACAUGCUGCUCCUGGUGGUCUGCCUCGGGCUGGUCAUCAAGAAGUUCCUAAACAGCGCCGAAUCCUGCAGCAAAAAGUGAACCUCCGCCUUGGAGGAGGCUGCUGGUCCGCCCGCCUAUUCCUUUGGAGUUUCUGUUGUUGCUGUUGUUGGUUUGUUUUCAAGUUUUGUUGUGUUUCCUUCUUUGCUCCAGGAAGGUGCUGCAAAACCACAGGGAAUAAGCCGAAUGUGACAAGGGGGAGUGGAAAGGGGGGGUGUCUCAGUGCACUUGGGGCUUUUGAAAAGAGGGAUGUCUCAAGCAAGAGGGACAGAGCCACUGGUUCUCGCCCGUGGAAAAAAUUCGGGUGUUGUCUCUGACAUCCAGGGUUUUUGUUUUUGUUUUUGUUUUUUUGUGUUUUUUUUUUUCAAAAGGAGCGACUAAAAUCCCAAAUAAAACCCCAUACAGUUUGGUUUUCCAGUCGUCUUCUGUGCCGGUGGUAAUGACAAGUAGUCCUUGUGAGGUCAGGUAUGCAGUAAAGAGGGUAAGUAGACAAAAUCCUUGGGUACUUCCAUUUCAUUCUGAGGAAUGCUUGGAUUUGUAAAAAAAAAAAAAAAAGAAUGGAGCUUUGUAGGAAAUGGGCACAAAGACACAAACCCAGGGCUUAACCUGCUAGAAAAUGCAUGGUAUGUGAACACUAAUUAAUUAUUUCAAAAUGUUUCUCCGAUGUUAUUUAAAUAGUAAUAUAUACAAUGAUUUUUCAUAAUUUAUCGAAGCCUGUGAUAUGCACUGAAUUGUCUUUGUUACAUAGUUUUGAAUCUUGCGGCCCUUCUGCAUUGCAUACACUUGAACUGGACAUCAGGGCAAGCUGCUUGAGAAUUCUCAACUACUUUUCUUAAACAGUAUUUUCUGAAGGCUUAUGUGUGUUAUGAUACAACUGUGAAUUAUUCUACCUUAGGGACUCUGGUUAAACUAUUGUUGAGGAGCUCAGUGGUUUGUAUACAUCUCGGAUUCCAAUUUACUUUAAUGUAUUCCACAAAACCCAUUUUUUUUUUGUUUUUAAUUUUAUUCUUUCGUUCUCUACUUAUUUAAAUUGCCACUGGAAUAAAUGUGCCUUUUGAAGCAAUGCCCAAAUGACUGGUCCUCAGACAUAGUUUGUGCAUGGAGAGAGCAGUAAGAAUAAGCUUUUCUUAUUUUACUGUAAAUCAGGGUCUAACAUUCCACCCAGGAGGGAAGGAAGAUGGUGUUGGUUUUAAAAUUUUGGACUGGAAGUAGCUUACCAGGACAUGCAGAGCAUUUGGCUUCUCUAAGAAAAGGAGCCAACCCACUAAUGUGGCUGUGGUUCCUAAUGCAGGCAUCGGGGAAGGUGAGAGGACACUGUCCUAGACCAAUGCCAUUUAUCCUUGCUUAAAAAUACAAUAUUCAGGAAUAACUGAGGCAGUUAUAUUAUGAAAGUCAGGAGCAUAUUACUUGAAUUAUAACUGAAAAUGUUGAGCUAAACAACAUUACCUUAGCAUAGUUAAAACAUUGAAGUCUCAUUUGGAUCCACACUAUGGAAAUGAGUGGCAGUCACCCUAAAUCAUGGACAAGUUAGAAGAUGUCUUCCUGAGAUACUUUCUAAUGACCACAUUGGCCAAUGUUAUUUAAGACAUUUCUCACAAGCGAUAACCUGUAUUUGAGAUAACAACUCUAGAUUAACACAAACCACUGAGGUGGCUUAUAUAAUUUAACUUACCACACUUCCUGACAAGUCCUUUUGGUUAGGAGCCAAAUAAGUCAUUGAAUGGGGAGUCUUGACUUCAUAGUAUAAUUUAGAUCAAGCACAUAAGGUAGAUGAACACUUACCUCAGCACUGGUAGGCUGGAACUCCUAAAAAGAUUGCUGUUUUUGUGUAUGCUUUUAAUCUCUACUGUAUUUUUAAACAGAGAGGCUUGGCACAAUUCUCUGGAGGAACCAGUAUCCUUGUGCGUUAAUUUGCACACAGAAGUUCAUAUGUCUAUAUUUAAUUUGGAACCUCGUAAUGGGAUCGUAAAUACGCUUUGCACAUUUGCUGAUGGGUGUUAGUAUCUAAUCUUUUGCAAAGUGCAAGGAGAUUCCCAUUAGGUGAUAGAGGCUGAGAAUUUGUGCCUAGCACAGGUGUCAUUCCUCAGCUGUAACUUAGCUCAGUGCGCGUAUUCAAGGACAGCUGUGGAAAUCAGGAUAUGCAAACUUAUUUGCAUGUCACUGUUGUCUCUUCUAGAGCCCCAAAGAAGGUUGGUUUGGAAGCUAGAGAAAACAGGUUGAGGAGUGUUUGCUAGCUUCCUUGUAAAAUGGGACCUCCCCUUUCAGAAGCAAGUGUCCGAGGGACAGAAUUCUGUAAAGGGUCCAGGAGUUUGAGAACGAAAAAUAAACCCUGUAUUUGUCAUUUUAAAUUUUUUGUUGGAAAUCUUCUAGGUCUACAGAAUUCCCUUCUUGCCCUGUGUCUUUGUCCUUAAGCAGAGGCCACUUAAGGAUAAAAUUAUACCCAUAUCAUUUUCAAGUGAUUAUGAUGCAUGAGCCCAGUGAAGUGACACACUUUUUCCCUCAAAGUUUUCAGACUCAGUAUGCCCCAGGGAGAAUGAGGACUCACUUCCCUUCCCUUUGCCUUUUCCUUCCUCCAUUUUCCUUUCUCCCAUUCCGUCUUAGUUCUUAUAUACCACAAAUAACAUUGACAAAAGGACCUUCCAGCUGAAAACAGUGGUUUGGCUUCACUUCCUAUUUGCAGAUAGAUACCAUAUAUGCUAUAGAGGACCAGGGAUGAUUUAUGAAACUAUGUAUGUUAUUUGCUAAAUUUUAUGAGAUUUCUGCCCAGAUAAAUGAUGAUAUUUUGGAAUCAGCAAAUAUUUACUCAGUCUCCAUUUGCAUGGAACUAGCCAGGUAUAUUAUUACAUAUUUCAGGGGUAAUACAGCAAUGAGAAUAAAAUAUCUUGAAAAAUAUUUUUUCACAUUCUCCAUUUUGCCACAUCCGUUAGAAUUCAGUUUUACUGUAUUGUGUUCAGCUGCUUGAAAUGUAGGACAAAUGAUAAAUAAGAAUGUACUCCAUUAUCUCUGUAAAACCUAUUUUGGCAGUGGAAUUUUGAAGCAUAUUAUGUAAUGCAUUUUAUUUUUACUUGUUAGUCAUGAUCUAGAUGACAUCUCAAGGAGCAGCGUCAUGCACUCAUGCCUGGGAAGCGAAGGUGUUUGACUUUGGAGCCUGUCAUCCUGUGGGUUGGCCUCUGGGGUUGACUCAGCUGAGUUAGUUGGUUAAAAGGGGUUCCUUUCUCCCCUGUCCUUGCAGCUGCACCCUCAGGUGAAAGGAAUGACCUUCCCAGAUAGAUGUGAGUUUCUUGGUCAUGUCAUGACUGGCUCGUAAAAAUAAACUCGAUCUUUUCCACUGGCCAUACGCUUUCUAUAAAUAGCCCAGGAAGAAAGUAUGGGGCUUCAGAGCUGGCCAGAUUGGCCUUCACAUGUUUCCAUUCAUAAAUCCUGCCCGUAAGUGUUUGCAGUUAAAAACCAUUUAGCCUAGUUUGUCAUGCCCCUCCAGGGGAAUCAUAUCUAAGAAUGCAAAACUGGGGGGAUGGAGGUGAUUUUUUAUAAUUUUUUUCUAAUUUGGUGCUGACUCUGAGGGCUCACAGCAAUAAUAAAGAGGGAUUGCUACCUUCAGAUUUCUUCACAACUCUAUUUAGUGAAUCUGCACAAAGCUAGAAGAGUAAGAGGCAGGUAUAGGAACCCUCUUCAUUUCUAGGUUAUACCAAGGCGACAGAAUCAAGUUGUCAAACUGGCAUUAGGAUACGGGGAUGGUUGUGUGCUCAAUUGUAUUCGCCAGUUUGCAUAGCUAUGAUGCCUGGUCAGGCACACAGACACUAACUGGAGAUGUGUGUCUCCGUAGUUAUAUAUCUAUGAUAUAAUAUCUAUUUUAUCUAUAUAGAUACAUAAUUUAUCGUUGUAAAACAGAGCAAAGUGAGACAGACGUGGUUAUCCUUGAACUUAGAUUACAAAUCUUAUCCAAAAUGUUACUAGGUACUAAAUAGUUUUUAUCAUCUUGGAUUGUUCUUCAUCUGUUGAAGUCUGCCACUGCUGACUUCACGGUCAGUAUCCUUUGAGUCAAUUUCCACAUUUGUCCAUGUAACCCUUUUAGUGAUCAUUGAGCACCUAUUGCAUGUGAGACUUUGGGCGAGGAUCCAUAUUAUUCCAGCUGUUACCCAUUUGUCUGCUGGUGAAACAGAGGAACACCAGAGAGCCCUCUGGCGGGGGACCAUACUCUGACCUUGGCCACAGCAGAACGUCUCAAGCCACUGAGUUCGGUUCUUUUCUCCUUUCUGUUAGAAUGGUAGCAACGCAUAGAAUCUUAUUUCAAUUAACAUGCUAACUUACCCAGAAUCAGUUCAUUCGUUCAUUCGUUCGUUCUUUCUUUUUUCUUUCUUUCUUUUGUUCUUUCUUUCUUUCCUUCUUUCUUUCUUUUUCUUUUUCCUGUCUGCUCCUAGGCCGACGUGAAUUUGAUGGCUAAAAAUAACUAGAAAAUUUAAUGUACAAUGCGAGGUGAAAGUAAGCAGGCAUAUUACAUGGAGAGAGUUGAAAAUUUUAUCACUACUAAUUAAUAGAGAUGCUAAUAACCACCACUUUUUAGGAGGUUAAUAGUAUUCAUGUCAUCAAUGAAACAAGGUUCAUCCAAAGUGCCUAAACUGUGAUGUCAGUAAGUGUCUGAAUGUCAUAGAUAGCAUACUUAAGUUUUAAAAAUAGGAGCUUAAAUCUCCAAAGAUUAACUAAUGUUCUUUAGCCUUUUUUCUCUCUUAAGGUCUUUAUGUUGUAAUCUAUAAAACAUGUUUUAGGAAAAAUUACUUGGAGGAAAUUACUUUUAAAAAUUAUCAGAUGUGAAAAAGACAGGAAGAAGGCAUAAGCAGGGGGAGAACAAAGAGGAUUAGAUUCAAACAGAAUGGGACUCAAGUUCAACUGUGGACAGUCUCUCCUGAGUUUUAAAUUUUGUCCCUAGAAAAGCAUGUGAACUCCUAUGGUGUUAGCACUCAAAUGGACAGGCAAGGAAUUCUAUUUGGCAGCCUAACCACAUCCUGUAGCUUUUGACCUGAGCACUAGUGCCAAGGUAUAUUUUGAGUAGUACUCUUACCUCUGGCUUAAUGUCCUUAAUUUGUUUCCAUAAAAUUAGGACAUAAGGCACAAAGGCAUUAGGGGAUAACACCAGCCAAUUGUAAAUCACCUUUUGCAUCAUUUCUUUGAAGGAUUGCCAAUAUCCUCUGAAAUAAAUCGCCUGACGAAAAGCGAACAAGCCUAGACAAACUGAAAAAAGAAAGCGUUCAUUGGUUAAGCUGAGCACUAUUGUAUUUCAAUGUGAUAGGCCACGCACCUUCCCGCUGAAGGUUUUAUUCCUUCUUCAAUAGUAUGAAUAAUUAUUUUUUAAUUGUGAAAAUGAAUAUCAAUUCUCCUUAGUUACUAUUCCAAAAAUCUAAUACAAAUUUUUGCCGUUGUUUCCAAAGGACAGAUGUAUUGCAUUUCUGAUUUGCAGAUUUCUAACCAGUUUGUAGGCUUUUUUUUUUGUUUGUUUUAGAAUAGCUUCUUAAGGAUCUGUGAGCAAGUUGCAGAAUUAGAGUGUUUAUUUAUAGGUCAGAGGCCGAGAAUGCUGGUUUGGUUGUUAACUGUGGCAGGAUGUGACUUUUGAAAGCUCUGAGCACAUCCUUGUAUGCAAAAAUGAUCACUUAUUUACUAUUUAGCUCAAUGGAAAACAGCCUUUUGUUUGGGCUUUUGAAAAUGUUCCCCAAUGUAUUGUGCUUCUGAUUGUUAUACAUGAUCCUUAAUAUUUUUGUUCUUGAACAAUUUCUGAAAGCUAUUCCAAACGUGGCAUUCCUCAAGGAAUAUUUCUUGAAUGUGCAGAAUUAUUCUCAAAUGUGUAAAUGUGGCAGGCCACCUUUCUCAUGCCUUACAGCUCCACCUAAAAUAUGCAAUAAGCACUCGAGUAGGAGUGGACGGGUCUUCAGAUGGUUAUUUAACCAUGCUGUAGAAAUUGCCCUGCUCCUCAUAGCUCACCCACAACAUUGAGAAAGGACACCAUGUAAAUAAACCUUUGUUUCUAGAUGAGGGGAAUAUGGGGACACACAUUAAUUUCAUUUCUUUUUUCAGUUCCAUCUCUAGUUAGAAAGCAUAAUCUGUUUUUAAUAUGCUGGAUGCAAAAAAAGAAAAUUAAUAGGAAAACAUUUUAAAGAGGUAUUCUAAUUUUAUAUUUUAAAGUUUAUAAUAGCAAUUUGUUUGUAAAAACAGGCCUUAGCACAUAGAUGAGAACCAGCGCUUUUUGGAAAGCCUCAUCUUUGUCCUGGGAGUUUAAUCACCUAGAGCUCUUACCCAAAUGAUAAAGGCCUUGUAGGUCUUUAAAAAUGUAAAUAAUGUAUAGUUUAAAGAGGGGUAAAAACCCAUUUUUUUUUAAAUGAAGAAAACAGGUCAGAUAUGUCCUAGGUGUGUAACAAGGCUAAAUUAAAAGUCUUUUAAAAAUUCUAGUUAGAAACUUCAUUAAAUUCACUCUCCCAGCAAGGCUUAGCACAGGUCUACUUUUCUACCGGGUUGGUUUUCUUUUAUGGAGGCUAUGAGCAAAAUUAUUCUAACUAAGCAACUAAGUACCAAGCAAAAAAGGGAUGAGGCACAGUUCACUUUGAUGAGGAUAUAACCACAGCGAGUGACAUAGCCAGGAAAAUGUACAGCCCCAGACAUGCGCUCCUCGCUUCCGUGGAGUGGAAAGGAGCAUAGAGUCCCACGCCAUUGCUUACACAGACCAGGAAAAGGCUGUCUGUGUUGCAGGGCUGGGGACAACCCCACGGCUGUUCUUUUAUCUGCAUAAAGCAUGUGGUAGCUCUGAACUCCUCAUUUCAGCCUUCUCCCAGGCCAUUCCCAUCACCCUGGAAGCCUUCGGUUUCCACAACUCAGCCAUGAAGACAAAAGGUUUCUAAAAGGAUUCCAUGUAUAUAUUUAGGCCUUGUCAAACCAUCUGCCUUACGAGGUUCAUUCAUUUCCAAACCAAGGAUUUAAAUAUGAUUACUAUGCUCAGAUUUACAAGAAUGUACAACCAGCAGGUCCCCUUUUGCAGUAAAGGGCAUUAAUUGAAGGCCAUACUCAUUUUUUCCCUCAGGUCAGAGGCAGAGGGAGGAUUUCACAGUGACCAAAUAGAGACCUCCUUGUGUCAGUAUUUUUUUUUUUUAAGUUCAUUUAAUGGUGAUAAUGGAGGGAGAAAAGAGUAAAGGAUAAUGCAGGCAUGAAGAAAGAAACUGAAAGAUCCCACUGCUUGCUAAAUUAAUUCUUCUUCUUAGGCUACCUGACUCCAGCCAUCACCUACAUCCUAAACAGCUGUAUUUAGCUGGCUAGAGAGGCUUCUCAGGAUGUCUGAACUUCCAUUAGGGACUACGAUGUGGUUUCAAAUCAAUAGUGUACUCUGCCAGAGAAGCAUUAUUUAAUCAUAAUUCCACAUUACCUGAUAAACAAAUCUAUAGAAAUAGAUACUUUGAUCUGUUCUGUGCAUGUAGCUAACAAAAUUGUGACUCAUUCUCUUGUAUAGUUUGCUAUGAUUUUGGUUUUCUGAGAUAUUUGUUCCUUAUGGUCUUGAAAAUGGAAUUCUAUAUUAAUAAAGUAAUUAUGUAUUUUUUGCUGAAAAACAAAUGUAUGAAGUAAGAAUAAAUUAUUUGUAAGCACA